AUGGGGCUUUUAAAUAAAAUCAAAUCUUUCUUUGGUCGUGUCUUUAAAAAGGCACCGACCAAUACUCUUUAUUGUUCACCUCCAGUGAACUCUCUUCCUUCUUCCCAAAUCCCCGAAAUGGCCAGAUCUUUACCAAUUGACAUCCCAUCCCCACCAAACUUUAACUUUGAUGAAUGUGAAAAUCUUAAGGCCGGAUGGAAUCAUCUCAAGAUGCUUCCAUCCCCUUUGGCCAAUCCUGAUGAAGAAAUUUGGGUGGAAUCACCAUGUACCUUGGGAGGGAUGAAGCCCAUAAAGGCAAAAUUAUGGCGCUAUUAUCCCUAUGGUAAAGAUCAAUGGCCAUAUGAACAAUCACCACCUGAAAGUUUUGGGGAAUUCAAUGCUGGAUAUUAUUGGGAUAUUCCUGGUAAGGUAGGGGAACAAAAAUGGGAUAGAUACCUUGCCAGGAGGGAAAAAGAAUUGAGGGAGGAGUGGAAUGAUAAAGACAAGUAG
Diversispora eburnea is the source of this 489-nucleotide messenger RNA. The record is from the annotation of a GenBank genome assembly. NCBI's taxonomy places the organism in Eukaryota, Fungi, Glomeromycota, Glomeromycetes, Diversisporales, Diversisporaceae.